AUGGUGUUCCGCUGGUUUAGCUCCCUCUACUGCAAACUCUUUCCCCAUUCCGACACAAUGACCAUCUUCGAGAAGCUCAAAGAUCAACUAUCAUCCCACAAUCAGGAGCAUUUAGUUCAAUUUUGGGAUGAACUCACUGACGAGGAACGGAGGCAACUGCAGGAGGAUAUUAGUGAAUUUGACCUGAAAGAAGUGCAGGAGAUCUUUCGGAAGGCCAUUGCAGGGCUAAAGGAGGCAAAUGAGAAGCUCGAUGACCGUCUUCAGCCCAUCCCGGAGAAUAUGUACAUGUCAGUGAAGCGCACUAACCCCAUACUGCUGAAGGAAUAUGAGAAUGAGGGAUUCAGGCAGGUGGCACAGAGUCAUGUGGGUGUUCUCCUGAUGGCCGGUGGUCAGGGUACACGAUUGGGAUUCCCUCAUCCAAAGGGAAUGUAUGACGUGGGUCUACCAUCGUGUAAGACUCUAUUUCAAAUUCAAGCGGAACGCAUCCGCAAACUUGAACGACUGGCUCACGAUGCAACUGGGCAGGAGGGGCACAUUAUCUGGUACAUAAUGACCAGCGAGCAUACAAUGGAGCCCACGAGGAAGUUCUUCGAGAAGCACGACUUCUUUGGGCUACGUGAGGAGGAUAUUGUGAUGUUCGAACAAGGAAGUCUGCCGUGCUUUGACUUCGACGGGCGCAUUAUUCUCGAUGAGCGUCACUGCCUGGCAAAAGCCCCCGAUGGCAAUGGUGGUAUCUACAGGGCCCUGAGUGAACGUGGCAUUCUCCGGGAUAUGCAGAGUCGUGGGGUACUCUACCUACAUGCCCACAGUGUGGACAACAUUCUCAUUCGUGUCGCCGAUCCCAUUUUUGUCGGUUACUGUGUCCAACAGCGGGCUGAAUGUGCAGCCAAGGUGGUCGAGAAGUCCCAACCGAACGAACCUGUUGGUGUUGUGUGUAUCGUUGAUGGAAAAUACCAAGUGGUGGAGUACAGCGAGAUCACGUCCAAAUCAGCAGAAAUGCGGAAACCUGAUGGACGAUUGACCUUCAGUGCUGGUAACAUAUGCAAUCACUUUUUCACCACGGCAUUCCUUCAGCGUGUGGCAACGGAGCAUGAGAAAAAGUUGAAAUUGCAUGUGGCAGAGAAGAAAAUCCCCUAUGUGGAUGCAGAUGGGGUCCGGAGGGUGCCCGAGAAGCCCAAUGGGAUAAAAGUUGAGAAAUUUGUCUUCGAUGUAUUCCAAUUUGCUGAGAAAUUUGUUGUGGUGGAAGUGGAGCGCAACGAAGAAUUCAGUGCACUGAAGAAUUCCGAUGUAGCCAAGAAAGACUGCCCAUCGACAGCAAGGCAAGAUAUCUUCCGCCUUCAUCGACAAUUUAUUGAGACAGCUGGUGGAUCUGUUGACGGAGACAUCUGCGAGGUGUCACCACUUCUUUCAUACGCUGGCGAGGGGCUCAAUCAGUUUGUCCAAGGGAAGACUUUCCGGAGUCCUGUGCACCUCCAGAGCUCCAUGGAGACACUCAAUGGGCAUCUGUAGGCCAUCGAUGGAUGACAACAAUGGAUGUGAGUGGGUGAGCGUGUGCUUCACAUAUGGAAUGACUCUCUCCCCACCCCUGAGAUUUCCUUUGGACCAAGCACUUUCUAAUAAUCGCCGCAGUUUAAUGUUUUAUUUUUUUUUAAGUACAUAAGCAAAAUGUCGAUAGAUUUGAUUUUUUAUUCACAUAUUUUUAGGAGUUUGAAGAUGAUUAUGAAAAAGAAAAAAUAUGCCACAUCACACGGAGAUGCUAAGAAAAGACCUCGCACAAAGCAAAAGGUCACAAGAAAAGAGCGGGCAAAUCGUUAAGAAAUUUUUGAUUUCAUUUGCAUAAAUCGCCAUUUCGGAAUAGGUUGUUGAUUGAGGAGAGACUUAUAUUCAUUCAGUAUAGUACGUACGAAAGAGAAUAAGAGGUGUUGGGAACAAUACAGUACAGUGUGUUGGUUUAUAGAGUCUAAUUUUUCUUUUUUACAAAUAAUGUAAUUUUACUUUCAAUUUCAAUCCAAAUUGUACGCGCUCUUCUCCGACACUUUUUUCCCCUCUAAACUAAGAGAAAAAAGAAGAUUCAAAUUGUGAAUUAUAUAUACACAUUUUUUAUGAUUAUGCAAUCUUUUAUUUUUUUUGUCUCUUUGUUAAAUGUUAAAUUUGCCCCAAGGCUUGUAUAUGUAUUACAUUUAGCUGUGUUUUUUUUAUGUUAUUCUCUACAAGUGUAAAAUAUUCACGCUGAUUAUUGACUUACUUUCAACAAAGUGUAAAAAAUAAGUAUUUAGAUUAAAAUUUAUUAUUGUUACUUUUUUGGGUGUAAUAAUAUGUAUAAAUAAUACGUUCAAAAAGCCUCUUUCUCAAAAAAAUGAAAAAAAAUAGAAAAGAAAAGAUAAAAGAAACAGCGCUACAAUAACUCUUUUCACCCAAAAAAAAAAAAAGACUUUCAAUAAAAAUUUGUACAUAUUCUGCCCAAUUGAGAUGAGGAAAUAAUAAUUGUAUUUAAAUUACCAAUAAUAAUGUUAAUAAAGCAAAUAAUUUUUAUAGAGCAACAAUAAAUUAAAAUUGUACAGUAGACCUAUAUA
Molecule: messenger RNA, 2573 nt
Organism: Lutzomyia longipalpis
Lineage: Eukaryota; Metazoa; Arthropoda; Insecta; Diptera; Psychodidae
Gene: mmy
Product: UDP-N-acetylhexosamine pyrophosphorylase
Exons: 2
Coding region: 1-1509 (502 amino acids)
Biological process (GO): UDP-N-acetylglucosamine biosynthetic process
Molecular function (GO): UDP-N-acetylglucosamine diphosphorylase activity
Source: RefSeq, a predicted model, not a curated record